GAUGUCAACAGCAUUGGUUGCCUGCUCCAGUCGUGCUUCUGGAGGACAAAAUGCUUUCUGUUGCUGCGUAAAUGCAUUACCGCGAGUGCUCCCGAGUUCCGUCUUGUAAGGUGCAGUUCUACGUGCAAUUCUGUAGUUGUGGGGAGCCGAGGAAGGGGAAGCGCAGCGGCAACCAUAGCAGGGAGCAGCAUACCCUUUCCACGUGCACUGUAGCACCUGGACUCUACGCAUCUUAGGCAGUUGGCAUUCGAGCGAGUGUACGGUAAUAUUAUCAUUCCUCUAACGAGCAUCCAACGUGGAGUUAUGUCAGCCUUCUAACUGUCAGCUGAAAGAGUUUUUUUUUUUUUUUUUUUCCCCUGUUGUCCCUCGUCGAACGUCACGUAGGACUUCUUGAUAGAAGUCAUGGCUGAUCUUCCAGAUUCAUUUGCGACCGACUCUAAAAUGAUGGUGGAUCAACCAGCAUUCGGACGAGCGGGUAGCUCUGCAGGUGUGGAGGAUACGGGACGGACGAUGAGCGUAGUCGUAAAAAGUGACGGAACCGAUUGGUUGAAUCCGUUAGGGUUUGAGAAUACGAUGUCUAGAAGAGAUACGGCUAUGACCAUGGCUGACGGAACUUGUGGUAGAGUUUCCUCAGACGGAGGCGAAUCUCAGCAGCAGCAAGAGCAGCAGCAGAAACAGCAGGGUGAACAGCAGGCGACUGGUGCUUCGAUGAUGGCUGACGUGGCAGCUGGCGACGGCAGCGACGGCGAGGGUUCAGGAGGCGAGGAUGCGAAUGCGGGAGUGAUGUUUCCGCGCGCGAACACCAACGCCAAGGGGCAGUGGACGCCGGAGGAGGACGAGCUACUGCGGCGCCUGGUGGAGCGGGACGGCGCGCAGCGGUGGUCCGCCAUCGCCGCGCAUCUCAAGGGGCGCGCGGGCAAGCAGUGCCGCGAGCGGUGGCACAACCACCUCAAGCACGGCAUAAAAAAGGACGCGUGGACGGAAGAGGAGGAGGCGAAGCUGGUGGAAGCACACAGAAAGCUUGGGAACCGGUGGGCGGAGAUAGCGAAGCUGCUGCCGGGGAGGACGGACAACAGCGUUAAAAAUCACUGGAAUUCCACCAUAAGGCGCAAGGAGGAGUCGUCUCGCAGCAAGUCGGUGCAGCGCCCCACCCUUCUCCUCCGCUACAUCCAGUCGCUCAAGACCCAGGGUGGGCUGGGAGGCGCGGCAGGCACCACUGGCGCGGGGGGAGGCAUGGGGGGGGGCGGAGCGGCGCUGGGGGGGUUCGGGGGGAACAGCUUCCAGGGGGGUGGGGCUGGCGCGUUCAGCGCAGGAUUGGGCAUGGGGGGAGGCAUGGGGGGAGGCAUCGGGGGGCGCAUAGGCAUGGACAUGGGCGGAGGGGCGGGGAUGGGGUUCAGCCUGGAGUCUCUCAUGCAAGGGCUCGUGAAGGGCGAGCCCGCCUCCCCCUCCUCCUCUGCAGGCCUGGCCCUCCGCAUGGGCCAGGGACCCAUGAGAACCGCCGUCCCCCGCUCCGUGUCCCAGCCGAACAGCCACGCAGCAGCCGUAGGGGGAGGGAUGGGAGCAGGAGCAGGAUCCUUGGCCGCAGCAGGCGGAGGAGCAGUAGGUGCGGGAGCGGCGGCCGGAGCAGCUGGCGGAGGAGCAGCGUUUCCCUUGUCGUUUGGGUCGGCUCAGAGGCCGGCAGCAGCAGCUGCUUUCCCCCGUAACCCCUCCUGGCCGCCCUCAGGAAGCUCUGUCUCCGACGGGGGCAGCUCAGGCGGGGAGGGAGAGGGAGGAUACGAGAACCAGGGCGGGGUGGGGCAGGGGGUGGGGGGAGCGUUGCCCUCAGGCGGGGUGGGUGCUGCUGGUUUCAUGCGCUCGUCUUCCCUCUCAGGAGCAGAGUCUCGGGCGCACCAGCACAACAGGGGCUCGUUUCUCGGCGCGCGAUCUGGGCCGUUGGAUGCAGGCCGGGGGGCGGAUCGACGGUCGGAGCUGGACCGGGCAGCAGCGGAGUUCCAGAAGGAGAUUGCCCGGGCCCUGCUGGCGCCUGGGCCCGGGAGGACCCUCUCAAUGCCAUCAGGGUUUGCACACGCUGCUGCUGCCAAUGCUGUCACCGCUGCUGGUGCCAAUGUUGCAGGUAAUUCUGCCGGUGGCAACGCUGGUGGUGCUGCUGCUGCUGGUAUAGGUGCUCCUGGCAGCACGGGUGGUCCUCAGGCCCAGGCUGGUCUCUCUCUCUCGUUCCUCGCCCCUUCUCCCACCACCACUGCUGUCAACCCCACCCAGUCCUCCUCCUCUGCCGGCUCCCCGUCCGCCCACUCCUUGCCCGCCCGCUCACGCUUUGCCAAGAGCUCGUCUGUGCCGGGGCGAGCUACAUCAGGCCUGGAGGAAGGGGGGCAGGGAGGAGGAGAUCUGGGCGCAGCGGGGAGAGCAGGGGGGACAGGAGGGGCAGCAGUGGGAGCAGCUGGUGCUGAGCUGCUAGCGCUGCUGCAGUUGGUGCUGGACCCCUCUCUUGCUGCUGCUGCCGCCUCCCCCAGGGGUGGUGGAGGAGCAGGAGCAGGAGUAGCAGCAGGGGCAGGAGGAGCAGCAGCAGGAGGGGGCGGUAUGUCAGCAUUGGAUCAAGUGGCGAGUGUGCUAACUGCUGACCAGCUCGCUUUGCUGCUCAAGUGCCUUCAGGGGGACGCUCAGGGUGCCAGCAACACACGACCGAUGCUGCAGCAGCAGAUGCAGCAGCAGCCGCAGCAGCACUUACAGCAGUUGCUGCAGCAGCAUCAACAGCAGCAGCAGCAGCAGCAGCAGCAGCAGCAACAACAGCAGCAGCAGCAACACCAGCAAUACCAGCAACAGCAACAGCAGCAGCAACAGCAGCAGCAGCAUCAGCUGCAGCAGAUGCAGCAAGCUCUGGACCUACAGCUCCAUCUGCUGAACAUGCAAUCCCAGGCCAUGGGCGCACCCUCUCUUGACGCCACCCCCAGCAGCAGCAGCGCAGGGGCACAGCCAGCUGGGAAUGCGCAGGCAGCAGCUGGAAUGCAGGCAGCAGGCGGGGCAGCAGGAGGGGCAGCAGAGGCGGUAGGGGCAGCAGGGCAGGCAAGCCAGACUGGGCUUGGUGCGACUGCCAUAGGGAGCAGCAGCACGGAGCUAGAUCUCAUGGACCCUGCUUCCGCUGCUGCAUCUUUCGCCCUGGAUGGCAAGCUGCCGGACCUGUCCAUCGACCCGGGGCCCCUGGACUGGGCGGACGAGGACGAGAUCGACGUGUUUGCCCUGGAGGAGGGCGAGGAGAAGGCGCUCGUGGUGGGAGCGAGUGCUGCUGCUGCUCCUUCUGUAGCUGAUGCUGCUGUAGGUCCAGGCGGUGCCAGGUCAGCUGCUGGGGCGGGUUUGAAGCCGCUGGGAGGGGCGUUUGAGGCGGGAGGGAUGGCUGGUGGAGGGGCGAGCAUGUAUAUGCAGCAUCAGAUGCAGGGGUUGGUGCAGGAUCAGGGGUUGCAGCAUGCUCAGGGGUUGUCAGCUCUCACAGCAGCAGCAGCAGCAGCAGCAGCCACUGCAGGUGUCCCCACAGCAUCAGUCUCUCCUACAGGAAACAGUGCGCACACCAUGGCUGCUCCUACUGCCCAUACUUCCCACCCCUCUGGUGCUGGCAUUUCGCUCCCUACUGCCAGCCCCACUGCUGCCCCGACUGCUGCCCCCACAGCUGCUCCCACUGCUGCUCCUGGCCUCUCCCUCCCUGGCGCCUUCCCUUCCCCUGCUGCCCCCUGGGGCACUGGCUGGGACCACGCCCCCUCUCCCGGCAAAUCCAAGCCGUUGAUCGAGGAGCUCCGGUUCCGUCCACGGCUGGGAUUCUCCGAGGAGAUCGGGGCAGGGCGAAUCAGGGAGGCACACCAGGACGAGGGGGGAGACGGGGAGGAGGAACUCGAGAGCCCCAAUUCCCCCUCCUGGUUCCCGGACCUGCGCCGAACCUGCAGCGACAACCCCCGAUCCGCCUUCCCAGCCUCGGGCGCCUCGUCCCCGGACCACCAGGCAGGCCGGGCGGAACGCCUCUUCGUCCCGCAGAAAAGCGGGCUGGGCGGGGGUAGAAGCGCAGCUGCAUCCCUCACCCUCCCCCCUCUCAUGUCUAAAAAGAGGUCCAUAGCCAGUGUGGGGCCCACUAGCCCGCGCUCCCAGUCCCGCUCCCUGCGGCCGUCGCUCCGGCGCAGCGUGGCUGGGCCGUUACCCGACGCGCCGGUUACCAUCAUCGACGGCACGAUCCAGUUAGUGGGAGGCCUUAGUCUCAACUCUAGCAGGGGAGAGAGCAGGGGAGAUGGCAGAGGGGACAGCAGGGCAGACGGCAGGGGGGAUAGCAGAGGGGACGGCAAAGCAGACUCCCCGCCUCCUCCUUCCCCUCUCCCCCCUCCGCGCCCACCCCGUCCACAGGCGUUCGGGGGAGGGGGAGGGGGUGGGGGAGGGGAGCAGCAGCAGCAGGUGGCAGCAGCAGCGGGGCUGUGGGGCAGCUUCAGCAGCAAGCAGAGCCGGGCUCUGCUGCAGGCCAACCAGCUCAAUCUGUCCCCCCGAUCUGGAGGAGGGGGAACAGGGAGGAACCACCCAUUCGGCCAGAGUGGUGACUUCCAGGGGGAGGUAGAUCUGGUGAAGGCUGGUGGAUGGGCGCCUGCAGGAGGUUCGGGUGAGGGUGGGGCAGGUGGGGAGCUGGACCCAUCAGAAGAGUCUGGAAUGGGGGGAGGGGGGGGGAAUUCGGGGUGGGGCGCACCUGGGCAGGCUGUGCCUGCAUGCCAGCCGUUCAAGAUGAACCUGGCGAGUGCAAGGUUCAAUCGCAGCCGCAGCAUGCCCAUGGAACGCCCUCCUCCUAGGAGCGGCGGCAGCAGUGGCAUGAGGGGUAGUGGGUUCGGUGGGAACAGGAAUAGCGGCAUGGGAGGGGGCGGUGGUGGUCAUGCUGGGGGGAUGGCAAGUAGGUUCCAGGCUAGUGCUUUCCAGGGGAAUGCGACUUCGUCAAGCAGUGGUAGCAAUAGUGCUGCUGCUGGUGCUGGGACUGCCGCAGCUGCAGGUGGAAAUACAGGUGGCACUGUCACAGCAGGACCAGCAGCAGCAGCUGGAGUAGGAGCAGGGGCAACAGGGAGUAGUUCAGGCGCAGGGGAGCUUCUAGACUCCAAUGUGGCAGAUCUAGUGGCUGCGUGGCUGUCGGAGGGGAGUCCCAAUGGGGUGGACGGGGGUAGUGCGGGAGCACAAGGGACGGGAGGGGUGGCCAGUGGGAUGGGGGUUGGGAGUGAGCAGGUGCAAGGGGGGGAGAAUGCCCGGCCAAGCUUGGCACAGCUGCAACAAGCCAUUGGGGAGCAGCUCAAGGGAUCUGGCCACGAUUCCCUGUUUGCCUCGCCUGGAAUUCUCCCUGACGCUGCUGCGCCUCAAUUUGGCCGGAGUGUUUCUUGCUUCUCGAGUCUUGAUGGGCCAAGCUCAGCUUCUAAGGCUUCUGAUGCAGCAGCAAUAGCUGCUGCUUUUGCUUCAGCAGGCCUUGAUGGCUUUGAUGGCUCGCCAGGCUUGCUCCAACGGCUAGUAGAUUUCACCUCUGGCGGGCAAUCUAGCCACCAUCAACCUUAGGAAUGGCUUUCAUAGGGUUCCCCACAAUAACUAGCUAGAGGCUUGCUAGAAGGCGUGGAAGUGUACAAUUGUUGGGUAUAUUUAACGAAACUUGUGUAUCACUUGAAUCUUUUGGGAU
Messenger RNA from Closterium sp. NIES-67, 5668 nucleotides. The record is from the annotation of a GenBank genome assembly. NCBI's taxonomy places the organism in Eukaryota, Viridiplantae, Streptophyta, Zygnematophyceae, Desmidiales, Closteriaceae.